Messenger RNA from Ochlerotatus camptorhynchus, 800 nucleotides. RefSeq names its product methyltransferase-like 26. The transcript is spliced from 3 exons. Bases 107 to 775 code for a protein of 222 amino acids. Lineage: Eukaryota; Metazoa; Arthropoda; Insecta; Diptera; Culicidae. The record is from RefSeq and is a predicted model, not a curated record.
GGAAAGAUCGGAAUAGUUCUCUAGCUUGUGCUAAUCUAUUAAACAAGUAUUUCAAAAAACACUGGCCUGAUUCUGGCUUCCUCUUGUUUAAAGAAUCCUAAUACAAAUGAUGAGCCACAUUCGUAAAUUGAACAACCCCGCUGGUGAACGCAACAAGGCUCUGAUUCUGGAAGUCCUGUUCAAAUUUCUGGACAAAAGCCGACCAAACCAAAAGUUGCUGGAAAUUUCCUCCGGAGUGGGCAUGCACGCGGCGUACUUUGCGUCUCAUUUUCCCCAGAUCCACUACCAACCGUCCGAGUACGAUACGUCCCUGUUCGGAAGCAUAGAGGCCUACCGGGCGGAAGCGAAUGCACCGAAUCUACAAUCACCAACAGCGAUCGACAUUUCCAAACCAUGCAGCGAGUGGGACAAUGACCAUGGUAUAAAUUUGGCCAGCUCAGCCGAAAGUUUCGACUACAUGAUAAACAUCAAUAUGAUGCACAUAUCGCCAUUCGAGUGCAGCGAAGGCUUGUUUUGGAAUGCAGCCCGAUUGCUGAAGAUGGGAGGACUGUUGAUCACCUACGGACCUUAUGCGCUCGAUGGAAAGCUCAGCCCGGAGAGCAAUGUUCAAUUUGACGCCUCGUUGAGACACCGGAAUCCAGCGUGGGGUAUUCGAGAUGUAAGAGUGCUGGAGAAACUGUCGAAAGCUAAUGGCAUCACGUUGAAACAGAUGUUCGAUCUACCCGCAAAUAACAAGUGUUUGAUCUGGGAGAAGGUAAAGCAUUUGCAAAAAUAAGGAAUGUUAUAAAUAAAUAUUAAAA